Messenger RNA from Pogona vitticeps (central bearded dragon), 2683 nucleotides. It is a transcript of the gene PCSK2, whose product is annotated as proprotein convertase subtilisin/kexin type 2. The record is from RefSeq and is a predicted model, not a curated record. Gene Ontology annotation, biological process: peptide hormone processing. Gene Ontology annotation, molecular function: serine-type endopeptidase activity. NCBI's taxonomy places the organism in Eukaryota, Metazoa, Chordata, Lepidosauria, Squamata, Agamidae. Gene Ontology annotation, cellular component: neuron projection; membrane.
AGCCAGCUGGAGCGCGUCCAACGAGGAGGCCGAGGGAGGAUCGCACACCCUCUUGCCUCCCGAUGAUUGGCAGUCCUGCCUUCUCACCUCGCCCGGGUUGGUGCUUUCUUUUAGCCGCCGCUCGCUGUGUUAUAGAUGAGGAGGAGCUGAAAAAUGCAGAUCUGGCACCACACACACACAUACACACACACACACAUAUACACACAUGCACGCAGGCAAGCAUCAGAAUAAUUUCACGAGCUGCCAACCCAUCGGAUUUCCCUCUCCUGGAGGCAGAUAGAUGCUAAGCCAGAGCGCCGGCUGAUUUGCUGCCUUCCUUUGCUCUCCCCGUUCUGAUCUACAUAAUUCAUAUGCUCCUUGGCUCAUCCUUUAUUUAAUUUUGUUUCUGUUCUCAUCCCCUCACCCCCAUUCCCUUGCACUCGCUGUCCUAAAGAGCCAUGAAGGCAGACACUGUUCCACACUGGAAGACAGCUGGCCUGUUUUUCAUGGGGCUGCUUGGUUUUGCCUCUGCGUCCGAAAGAACUAUCUACACGAAUCAUUUUUUGGUUGAGUUUCACAAAGGGGGAGAAGCGGACGCUAAGCAACUUGCCGCGGAACACGGCUUUCAUGGGGCACGGAAGCUUCCCUUUAUAGAGGAUGCAUACCACUUUUUUCAUAACGGCUUGCCCAAAGGCCGGAGUCGACGUAGCCUUCAGCACCAACUUCACUUGGAAAAAGACCCCAGGGUGAAGAAAGCUGUACAGCAAGAAGGCUUUGGGAGGAAGAAGAGAGGAUACAGAGACAUCAAUGAAAUUGACAUCAACAUGAAUGAUCCAUUGUUUGCAAAGCAGUGGUAUUUGAUGAAUACCGGGCAAGCAGAUGGGACUCCUGGCCUUGAUUUGAAUGUGGCAGAAGCCUGGGAGCUCGGCUACACAGGGAAAGGAGUAACUAUAGGAAUUAUGGAUGAUGGAAUUGAUUAUCUUCAUCCAGAUCUGGCCUCCAACUAUAAUGCCCAAGCCAGUUAUGAUUUCAGCAGUAAUGACCCAUAUCCCUAUCCUCGUUACACAGAUGAUUGGUUUAACAGUCAUGGGACCAGAUGUGCGGGAGAAGUAUCUGCUGCAGCAAAUAACAACAUCUGUGGAGUUGGAGUGGCAUAUAAUUCAAAAGUGGCAGGUAUUCGAAUGCUGGACCAGCCAUUUAUGACUGAUAUUAUUGAGGCUUCCUCUAUCAGCCACAUGCCCCAAGUAAUAGAUAUUUAUAGUGCCAGCUGGGGCCCCACGGAUAAUGGUAAGACUGUGGAUGGACCACGAGAGCUGACCUUACAAGCCAUGGCAGAUGGGGUCAAUAAGGGCCGUGGGGGCAAGGGAAGCAUCUACGUGUGGGCCUCUGGGGAUGGAGGAAGUUACGAUGACUGUAAUUGUGAUGGCUAUGCCUCAAGCAUGUGGACCAUCUCCAUCAAUUCUGCUAUUAAUGAUGGCCGGACAGCUUUAUAUGACGAAAGUUGCUCAUCAACCCUGGCAUCAACUUUUAGCAAUGGGAGGAAGAGAAAUCCUGAAGCUGGUGUGGCAACCACAGAUUUAUAUGGCAACUGUACGUUACGCCAUUCUGGAACAUCUGCAGCUGCACCCGAGGCAGCAGGAGUGUUUGCACUCGCACUGGAGGCAAAUGGGGAUCUGACAUGGAGGGACAUGCAGCAUUUAACAGUGCUCACCUCCAAAAGGAACCAACUCCAUGAUGAAGUUCACCAGUGGCGAAGAAAUGGUGUUGGCCUAGAAUUCAACCAUUUGUUUGGUUAUGGUGUCCUUGAUGCUGGGGCAAUGGUUACAAUGGCUAAAGAUUGGAAGACUGUUCCAGAGAGAUUUCACUGUGUCGGUGGAUCAAUACAAGAGCCUCAGAAAAUACCACCCAGUGGCAAGUUGGUUCUGACACUUACAACAGAUGCUUGUGAGGGAAAAGAGAACUUUGUCCGUUACCUUGAACAUGUCCAGGCAGUCAUCACUGUGAACUCUACCAGGAGAGGGGACUUGAAUAUCAACAUGACAUCACCAAUGGGGACCAAAUCCAUUUUACUGAGCCGACGUCCAAGAGAUGAUGAUUCCAAGGUGGGCUUCGACAAGUGGCCUUUCAUGACAACCCAUUCUUGGGGAGAGGACCCCAGAGGUACUUGGGUUCUUGAAGUUGGGUUUGUUGGCAUCUUGCCCCAGAAGGGAGUCCUCAAGGAAUGGACAUUAAUGCUGCACGGGACUCAGAGUGCGCCUUACAUAGACCAAAUAGUAAAAGAUUACCAGUCUAAAUUGGCCAUGUCCAAGAAGGAGGAGUUGGAAGAAGAAUUAGAUGAAGCAGUAGAGAGAAGUCUGAAGAGUAUAUUGAGCAAGAACUAGUGCUGCUUUGCAUGCCAGGCAGCCUCCUUUCCCUAUUUCCUUUCCUGAACAUUUCCAUUAGGCAUAUUCCAGUUGUUGGGCUUAAUCCAAUGUUGGUCCUAUGAAAAGUAGACCCAUAGAAAUCAAUGAUAUUUAAGUUCGCUAUGUCUAACAAGUCCUAAUCAUCCAAAUGGGUCCAACUCUUCCUAAGACUAAUGUUGGGUUUAGUCCCUCAUCUCUAGUUCAAUAUUCUAACUUUCUGAUGUUAUAAUUGUCUACGUUGUCUAAUUUAAUUACAGUGGAUAUUUUGAGUUCUGAGCCAGAAAUAUAUUAUUACCAAUCCA